AAACACAAGCAAACAUCUGACGGUCCCUCAUGGCCGCUACACGGCGCUAAAGCAGUAUUUCUCACUUCACCAAACUCACUGUCCGGACAGAAGAGAGGGGGAAGUGUGGUUUCAGAGGGGCCCGACUAACUCACAGCUCUCGUCUUCUUUCUGGUGCAGACUUUCAAGUAAGAUGCUUGCCCUGCUCAGUGUCCUCCUGCUUUCGUCACACGUCCUUUCUCUCGUCCAAUCAAAGUCGUGCGACGAAGAGACCGAGUACUUAAAUGACAACACAUGCUGCAAAAAAUGUAAACCAGGAGAGUUUGUGAUAGAGCACUGCAACCAAAAAAAGGCUGUCACGUGUGGCCAAUGCACCAAUGGCUUCUUCAUGGAUGAAUACAACAACAACUUCAACUGGUGCCAUAACUGCAGAACGUGCACCCAAAACCAUAUGAAGUAUGAGAAGAACUGUACGUCGACACAUAAUGCAGUGUGCACGUGUGUCGAGGGCUACCGAUGCAGAGACAGUGCAUGCAAUGAGUGUGUGAAAAACCAGACAGCAACUGUUCACUCUCCUGAUUCUGCUCUACAGUUACCGGCCACCAAUGAUAUAGUGUGGAUCUCGGUGAGUCUUUGUUGUGCGUGUGUGUGUGUGUGCGUUCUGCUCACCUGUUUCUAUCUCAUCAGCAGACGUGCACGACAAUGUGGAUGGAUCAUGUCAACAUUACCCGGUCUCUGGCACCGCGACAAAAACAAUUCUAGAUCCAGUCAGUGCACAGAGGAAGAGAAGGUACCGAUGCCUGUGCAGGAGAUGUGUGGAAAGAUUGAAAAACUGGAGGAUGUCUGAGAAAAGAGCAGGAAGAAGACGGCUGAUGUGUCUAUGGAUAGAAAUUUUCUAACUUUUCUGAAACAAACCUGUUGCUGCCAUUUAUGCAAAAGAAGAUCUGCACCCGGGUGGCCAUCUGAAGGUUCUGUGAGAAUGACAGAGAGAUUAGUGUCGCCGCGGCAUGUAAGGGCACACUUACCAUACAGCAAAUUAAGGUUUUAUUCUCUACACGCUUAUUUGUAAUUAUAAUUUGGUCGUUUUUGCCCAAAACAGACUUUUUUUUUAACUUGUAUAGAAACGUAUAAGUACAAGUUUUUUAACUUUUUAAACUUAUGAAGAUAUUUUAUGUUAUUUUUGAAGGUUUCAUAUAUUGUAAUAACGCGAAGUCACGGAAGUCGCAUCUGUACAACUAUACUAAAUAUUGUUUCAGAUAUCUUUAAAAGACGUUUUUCGCUGGGAAUGUAGCACGUCGUUUCCUGGAUGUGUUUUGCGCCGGCCGCCCAGUUGUAUAAAAUGAAAAAACGCAAUUGCAUUUGUAUGCGCUAUCUUGCAGCGAAAUGAAUAAAGUACUCUGAAAAACGUA
Molecule: messenger RNA, 1388 nt
Organism: Puntigrus tetrazona (Sumatra barb)
Lineage: Eukaryota; Metazoa; Chordata; Actinopteri; Cypriniformes; Cyprinidae
Gene: cd27
Product: CD27 molecule
Exons: 7
Coding region: 173-826 (217 amino acids)
Biological process (GO): negative regulation of apoptotic process
Cellular component (GO): external side of plasma membrane
Molecular function (GO): protein binding
Source: RefSeq, a predicted model, not a curated record